GCCAGCCAGCUCCGGGCCGGACGAGUCGCGCGCUCACUUCCGCGUCCCGCCGCCGGCCGCCGCCAUCGGACAAUGGGCCGCGCGCCGCGGUGAGCCCUGCUGGAGCCGGCUGCCGGCCCCAGGCCAGCCUGAUGCCCAGCAGGUCGGGUUGCCCGACGUGGAUGUGAGUUUGCUGUUUCUGUUUCCGUUCUCUGUCUUCUUUGAUCUGUUUUUGGUUUUCUGGCUUGGAGAAGAGAACUUUUCUGAGCAGGUCGGGCACCGCCGAAGGCUACUCUGCCCCCACGUGGACGCUCCUCAGGGGAAAAGAAGUCUGGAAGUAAACUUAGCCCCGCUGGCCUGAAGGCCUCAACUUUGGCCGGACUGUAAGUUUUGGAGUCAUGACCUUCUCGCUGGGCAGGUGGGAGUCUUUAUCUGCCUCGGGCUGGACCUGAGCCUCGGCCAGCACACAGAUCUCCCCACCCCAUUCACGUCUUGUACCAGGGCUAGGCCCCGGACACUGAUCUGCAACAUGGAUAAAUAUGAUGACCUGGGCCUUGAGGCCAGUAAGUUCAUCGAGGACCUGAACAUGUAUGAGGCCUCCAAGGAUGGGCUCUUCCGGGUGGACAAGGGUGCUGGCAACAACCCUGAAUUUGAGGAAACUCGAAGGGUGUUCGCGACCAAGAUGGCCAAAAUCCACCUCCAGCAGCAGCAGCAGCAGCAGCUCCUACAGGAGGAAGCCCUACCUAGGGCAGGCAGAAGCCCUGUCAACGGUGGGAGCCGUCAGGGUGUGAGCGGCAAGCUGGCUGCGGAUGACGCGGCCAAGCCCCCUCUAGCCGCGCCAGCACCUGGAUUCGCUACCACCACUGUGGCUGUGCAGCCCUCAUACCCUUCUCAAGAGCAGAGGACCAGGCCAUCUGCCCACGGUACAAGGCCUGGCAGUCAGAAUUGUGGUUCCAGGGAGGGGCCUGUGAGUUCCCAGAGGCCUGCUUUCCGCGGUCUGGGUCCCUGUGAAGACCCUUCCUGCCUCACUCAUGGAGACUAUUAUGACAAUUUCUCUUUGGCAAGCCCACAGUGGGGCGAUAAACCAGAAGUGUCCCCCAGCAUGGGUCUGAGUGUAGGGAGUGGGUGGCCUGCUUGCCCAGGGAAUGAUUCCACAUUGCCCAGGUCCCUGAGUGGGGACAGUCAGCCUUACCAGCCACAGCUCUCUAUGUGCUCUGGCAAGUCUUUUGAAAGUGGCAUUAGUGGCCAGGAUGGUGGCAUUGGUGGCCACAGCAAUGAGAAGCCAACAGGCCGUUGGUCCACAGCCUCCUCUCAGCGCGUGAACCUCGGCUUUUCUUCCCUGGGCUUGGAGAAUGGGGCCCCAGCUCAACCCAGGAGCCCCACGGUUUCGGCACCCCUGGUCUCUAGCAGCACCAGCCAAGGGGGUUAUCUGAGAAAGGAUUCUGGUCUGGGAUGUGAGGCUUCAGACAGGGUCUUCAAACCCACUGUGGAUGCUCAGCCUUGGCUCCGGGAUGAACCCAAGUCUUACCUCUCUGCUUCUGCUCCGUUAUCCUCAACAACUGGCAAGGAUGACAGUGUCCAGCCAGGUCUGACCCCUGGGCUAGUUCCUAAGCCUGGAUGCGUGGAGUCUGGUUCCGGUCCCAAGCCCAGCCCCACCAGCCUUGUCCAUCCCGUGAUGACCACUCCGUCUGAGUUGUCUUGUAAAGAGAGUCCUCCCAGCUGGCCCACUGACAGUAGCCUGGGACCUGUGCUCCCAGAGAGCCCCACCCCCUCCAGGGUGAGGUUGCCCUGCCAGACCCUGGCACCAGGCCCUGAGCUUGGACCCUCCACUGCCGAGUUGAAAUUAGAAGCCCUCACCCAGCGUCUGGAGAGAGAGAUGGAUGCUCACCCCAAAGCAGACUACUUCGGAGCCUGUGUGAAGUGCAGCAAAGGGGUGUUUGGAGCUGGCCAGGCCUGUCAGGCCAUGGGGGACCUCUACCACGAUGCAUGCUUCACCUGUGCAGCCUGCAGCAGGAAGUUAAGAGGAAAAGCUUUCUAUUUUGUCAAUGGCAAAGUAUUCUGUGAGGAAGACUUUUUGUACUCUGGCUUUCAGCAGUCUGCAGAUAGGUGCUUUCUUUGUGGACAUCUGAUCAUGGACAUGAUCCUGCAGGCCCUAGGGAAGUCCUAUCACCCUGGCUGUUUCCGCUGUGUCAUCUGUAAUGAAUGUCUGGACGGGGUGCCUUUCACUGUGGACUCAGAAAACAAGAUCUACUGUGUCCGAGAUUAUCACAAAGUACUGGCCCCGAAGUGUGCAGCCUGUGGACUUCCCAUCCUUCCCCCAGAGGGCUCAGAUGAGACCAUCCGUGUUGUGUCUAUGGACAGAGACUACCACGUGGAAUGCUACCACUGUGAGGACUGUGGUCUGGAGCUCAAUGAUGAGGAUGGCCGCCGCUGCUACCCACUGGAGGACCACCUGUUCUGUCACUCCUGCCAUGUCAAGAGACUGGAGGAAGGGCCCUCACCUGCAGCCCUCCCCCAGCACCACUUCUAGCCAGAGACACAGUGGGGAUGCGGGCCAGGGCUGCCCAGGGAGCUCUCUGCGCAGUACUUCUGGGCCCCCAGAACUGGUACACAGGAAGAAGAGGACCAGGAGGUCAAGUUCCUGUGUGUGUGUGGAGGGUAGCUUUCCUUUAACCACAGCAGUGUGCAUGCCCCUCCAGUCCAUGUAUUUUUCAAGUGCUUUUCCCCAUUGCCACACCCUCGACAAGUCACUCAGGAAGAUGUCUUAGCUCAAACAUGGCACAUGACACUUGUGUAACUGUGUAACUGUAAAUGUGUAACUGGACAUUCUACUCCCUGGAAAAAGUUCAUGUUUCACGGGGACAGGUUUUCAGAUCCUGUUGAGCACACGUCACAGUGUCCUUAAGGAGAAACAGUGAUGGAGAUGAGCAGCACUUCCUUCCCCUAGGAAAAGGCCUGCUCCCAGGUAACUCUCACACACCCUAUGGCGUGCUUUAACAGUUUCCACCUCAGAGCUUUAGUUCUUCUGAGAGUGCUGCAAACUCUUAGUUGCAUUACAGCAAGAAAGAAGCAUUGCACAUACUUUGUACCCUUGGAGACUGCUUGGUAAACCAGAGCCAAGUUUAGACGUCUGGGAGGCUGGGUCUCCCUCUUGUGCCUUUCCUCCCAGCAGAGCUGUGGCAGAGGCCUGCCCCUCCUACUCCACCAGCUUUGAGAGAACUGGUGCAGGCACCAGGCUUCUUGCCCACUGCUUGGUGCUGUUUUCCUCAUCACUUCCUCCAGUCUGUGGCAUUGGAGUUGUGUCCUCAAGGUGACCUCAGAGUCACCCUGACCCUGACACCUUUUUUAGCUUAUUUGCGCAUGACCUUUGGGAAUCACAGUCCAUAUCUUGGGAGAGAGCUCCUUCUGAAAGGAAAAUUUCUGUGUAUGAAAUCUCAGAGCUAGCACCAGAAGGAGUGCCAAAGAGGUUGCCAAGCUGUUUCAGAGGUAUCUCUCUUGCCCACUUCUCAGCAGAGACAUGCAUUCGGUUUGAAGAAACCAAUAUAAGGUACACUUUUUUGUCUCUUUUUUCCUCAUUACUUCUCUACUUUUUUCUACACACAAAACAUACCUCACAGAUAGUUUUCACCAGAUCACAGAUCAAAGAGGAAUUAACACAUCAUAUUGGAGACUGUUGGUGUGUUAGCUGUGGCCAGUCUCCCACUCUUGACUGCAGCUAAGCAGUUGCAAAGCAAGGUCAUCUGAGACCAGAUGCAACUGAAAUCAUCACUCUGGCCCCAUGGACCUCUACGCAGUAGCUCCUAGGGUAGCUGGGCUAAGAGAGAGAUCACAUGCUGACAAAAUAUCAAGACCACGUCUGAGCUGGGUAUGUGGGCGCACCUGUCCUCUUAAUAUUUGAGAGGCUAAAGUUUGUGAAGUAGGAGUUUAAGGCAGUUCUCAACUAUAGGAGACUCUGACCCACAUAAAAAUUUAGAAUUAAGAAAAAGAAAGAGAGAAAAAACAACAAAAACCUACCCAGCACUGAAGAACAUAAUUAACUCUUCCUAUCACUUCCUGAGGCCAAAGCUCAUUGCCUCCUUGGUAGUUCCAAUGGGUAAAACUGGAAAAACAAAAAACAAAAUGGGUUUCUAUCUGCCCUCUUAUCUUCAGGGAGUGCCACCUGGCUCGUGGCAGGAAGUCGGGCUGGGUACCAGCAACUGGCCUAGGCGAUGGAGCAUGGUCAGUAGAGCCUACCGCACGUGAGUGUGGACCCCUGACUGGGCCCUGGCUCUACCUGUGGGCUGUUUAAUCCUGCUGGCCUCCAUUACCUGUGAGGUCAGAAUUAGCACUGUGGACCAGGACCAUCUUUUUCAUUUUUGUAAGGUUCAUUCUGUUGAGAUCCUUUGGCCAGAGGUACUUCUUUGUUUCCUAUUCUAGAGCCCCCUUUAAAAACCUAUGAAUACGUGGGGCUAUGGAGCUAGACCCCGAGGCCAGUCCUGUUUCUUCCCUUCAAGUUAUCUAGCUUGGCUUUGGCAAGGCUGGCAGGGAAAGAAAAUCAGCCAGUAUGUCUUUGCCAUCUUUGAUGUUCUGGUCUAGUCUUUGCCAUCUUUGAUGUUCUGGUCUAGUCUUUGCCAUCUUUGAUGUUCUGGUCUAGUCUCUGCCAUCUUUGAUGUUCUGGUCUAGUCUUAAUUUUAAGUCAAGAUGAUUGAAGAAAAUUGCAGUGGAAUCCAUGUCAGACGUAGAAAGGAUUUGUUCGCAAACUAAAUAAUUUAAAACUCUGAUUAAUUUUUGAAUGAAAUUCCUGAUGGAGGUGAUUCAGAUGUGUUUGCAAAUACUACAUUUUAUAUUAUUGAAAAGAACAAUAAAGGAAUUUACAGACUUCCCAGAA
Meriones unguiculatus (Mongolian gerbil) is the source of this 4846-nucleotide messenger RNA. It is a transcript of the gene Limd1, whose product is annotated as LIM domain containing 1. Lineage: Eukaryota; Metazoa; Chordata; Mammalia; Rodentia; Muridae. Gene Ontology annotation, biological process: positive regulation of miRNA-mediated gene silencing; negative regulation of hippo signaling; cytoskeleton organization. The record is from RefSeq and is a predicted model, not a curated record. Gene Ontology annotation, molecular function: transcription corepressor activity. Gene Ontology annotation, cellular component: transcription regulator complex; P-body; adherens junction. The coding region runs from base 509 to 2509 and encodes 666 amino acids. The transcript has 8 exons.